UAUACAUUUUGCCAGGGUUCGGGGUUGGUGGGAUCCGGGUCAAAGUUUUUCUACUUACAUUAGUUGUCGCACCAAGUAUCAUUUCGUACUUACGGGUUUAUACAAGGACUUCUACAGUGUAACAUAGGGUGUGACUAGCCGCAUGGCUCUCCGAAGGUGUGUGAGGUUUGCUGGGCUCGCUCCGCGGCUGUUAUGGAACAGUACCGUCCUGCCGGGACCUUCCGCCCCAGGACGAACCUGCGCGUCCAGCCUUGUCAUCGCUAACCGCUGUUGUAAAGCCGCAGAGCAGCAGCUCCGUCGGUUCAGUGCUGCGCCAUCGAGCACGAGUGUGAGUUAUGAGCAGCUGAAGCGGCUCCUGGCGGGGCGCGAAGCCGUGGUCAUAGACGUCCGCGAGCCGUGGGAGCUCCGGGAGUACGGCCUCAUCCCCGGGUCCAUCAACGUUCCCCUGGGACAGGUGAACACUGCCCUCCAACUGGCUCCCGAAGAGUUCCAUGAAAAGUACGGGGGUGGGAUGCCCCAGCAGACGGAUAACGUUGUGUUCACCUGUCUGGCAGGGGUCAGGAGCCAGAAAGCCCUGGACACAGCCGUCUCGUUGGGAUACAAAGAUGUUCAUAAUUACCUUGGUGGAUGGCAAGACUGGGAGAAGAAUGAACAGCAAAAGUGAUCCAGGGAUGUUGAAACAGGAGAAAAAAGAAUCCAACAGAGAUCAGACUGGCGAGCAGGGUGCAUGCUCUGGUCACAAGGCUUCUUGAAAAGGGGUUGUAAAAUAAUUUACUCCUUUAUUUCUUUCCUCAUCUGUGAAUCCCCAAAAGUGAAACCAGAGGGCUCAGGACAUAUCAACCAGCACAUCUCUGCUGCUAAACAUACAUUGUGAUACUACUUGUAAUUUAAUUAUAAAACUAUUUAUAAACUAUUUACAACUGGUAACCUCUGAUUAUUUUAAUUCUCUAUACAAUGAUGGUGAAUGAAAAGGAAGUGGUCCUGUACCAAUCUCUAUUUGACGCUCAUGCAUCUGUAGUUGUUGCAUACAUCAUUCAAUAAAUACAAUUAU
Molecule: messenger RNA, 1051 nt
Organism: Pungitius pungitius (ninespine stickleback)
Lineage: Eukaryota; Metazoa; Chordata; Actinopteri; Perciformes; Gasterosteidae
Gene: tstd3
Product: thiosulfate sulfurtransferase like domain containing 3
Exons: 4
Coding region: 143-664 (173 amino acids)
Source: RefSeq, a predicted model, not a curated record